AACGUAUGCCGGAUAAAGGGUGAGAUUGACGCUAUAGUCUAGCACUAUCAGCUCUACGCGAGGCGCGAGACACGCAUCCAGAGUGGUCCAGGUGCAUCACCUGGCAGGUCAGCCGGCUUGGUCGGCACAGUCCAAGCUGGUUCGUUUACUGUUCAUGACUAACUGCUUUGGACUGGUGGGCCCCGACGCUUUCUGUAGACUACGAGUCGGCGUGGUGCGCAAACGGGAGACACAGCGUGCAUACGACUUGCUGCAACUGCUUCCCGGUUUAGCUGCGGUGAGGUCUUUUCCCCGAGGUCAACCCGAGACCGUCCCCGAAAAGCGUGGGAUGGACCCAGGUUGGCCGAUGAUCCAAGUUAUGGAUCUGAUCUCGGGCGAGUUCCGAGGAUCAACCUUUCCCUCCCGCAGUAAGGGAUAUGGGCAUGAGAGCUGUCUGUACGGUGUAGGAGGAGAUAUCAGUGUUAAAGAAAUGCAGGUGAUGGGCAAGUUUCCCCGAGGUUUCUCAGACCCCAAAUCAACCGAUCCAGAAUGGAUCGACCGCAGAGUUUGCGGCCCACUUGAACCACAAUGUGAUGCCUGGAUGGCGGAGGCAGGACAAGUGGACAACAACCGUCCACAAGCCUAG
This is a messenger RNA of Aspergillus vadensis CBS 113365, 625 nucleotides long. RefSeq lists its product as uncharacterized. The transcript is spliced from 4 exons. Bases 155 to 625 code for a protein of 156 amino acids. Lineage: Eukaryota; Fungi; Ascomycota; Eurotiomycetes; Eurotiales; Aspergillaceae. The record is from RefSeq and is a predicted model, not a curated record.